Molecule: messenger RNA, 3058 nt
Organism: Alligator mississippiensis (American alligator)
Lineage: Eukaryota; Metazoa; Chordata; Crocodylia; Alligatoridae
Gene: CD40LG
Product: CD40 ligand
Exons: 7
Coding region: 44-949 (301 amino acids)
Biological process (GO): immune response
Cellular component (GO): membrane
Molecular function (GO): tumor necrosis factor receptor binding
Source: RefSeq, a predicted model, not a curated record
ACUACAACUUUUGAAGAGGAAGCCUCAGCAACGUGAAUACAGAAUGAAUGAACCUUAUGCCCCAACGACACCUAGACCUACGAGUACCCGCUCAUCAAUCAGCAUGAAAAUUUUGAUAUGCUUUCUUAGUGUAUUUAUUGUAGCACAGACUAUUGGGACUGCACUGUUUUGCUUAUAUUUUCACAUGCAGUUGGACAAGCUGAAAGAUGGGAUGAGCUUAAAUGAAGAUUUCUUAUUCCUGAGAAGAUUACACGAAUGUCAGAAACCAGAAGGUGUGGAAUCUUCAUUACUGGACUGUAAGAAGAUUACAGACAGGUUGAAGCAUCUGCUAAUGAAGGAGGACAACACCAAAAAAGACACUGAAACAUAUGAAAAGCUGAAAGGUUUUUCAGAGCUAUUGUGGCAUGAUGACAGGAGGCAUGUUCGAGCUAGUUUCUCCACCGGUGCUACCCCUGCCUGUGACACUAAAACUUCUGGCAGCAAGUCUCACAGUUCUUUGUGUUGCAUUGCAGAUGUCAGGAGGCACCCAGUUGCAGCUCACCUGGCAGGAAUUAAGAAGGGCAACAAAUCAGUACCAGUUUUAGAGUGGAAGACAACUGGGUAUGCCCCUACGAACGACUUGAUAUCCUACAAAGAAGGGAAGCUGAAGGUGAAGAAAGCAGGGGUUUAUUACAUCUAUGCCCAAGUCAGCUUCUGCACCAAGCCAGUACCUCAGGCACCAUUUACCGUGUAUAUUUAUUUGCACCUGCCUUUGGAAUCAGAUCGGCUCUUGUUAAACGGACUAAAUACACACAGCUCAUCAGACUUGUACUGUGGCCUCCAGUCCACUCACGUGGGAGGUGUAUUUGAACUCCGGCAAGGUGACGUGGUAUUUGUUAACGUGACAGAUUCAACUCUCGUGAACUACAAUCAUGGAAGCACAUACUUUGGUAUGUUUAAUCUUAACUGAAAGGAGAUCUGCCGUGAAGAACAGAUCUGCAGUUGUCACUGCACAGGAAGUCCUAACCCGACUUUGUUGAACAAAGUGGCUUCUCCUGGUUUCCAGUAUUUAUAUUCCUCUGCAUCUUUAGUUUUCUUGUUUCUAGAUUUGUAUAUUUUGUUAUUUAUUAAUGGGACAGAACAAGCCCUUAGAAGAAAAAUGGAACAAAGUUUGGAGCUGUUAUUCUGUGCACUUUGUUCUCACCUUUUCACUGGGGAAGAUCUGUACGUGUCUGUAUCAUAUGUAUUUAAGCUUUCCACACCGUGUGUGUGUUACCAUUUGUCUGACAGGGUGGAUGUCUCGAUUAAUGUCAUAUAAGCUUACUUAGUGGACAGUAAUACUGGUGUUUCUUCCCAAAUAAUGUUACAUGUCUCAAGGGACUCUUAUCAAGAUGUAUUUUUGUCUCCAUCUGCAUAUAAAAUGAGAAUGGAAAAACCUUAAGAGGCUUAGGAACAUCUUCUCUGUAAAGCACGCAGUCAGCAAAAUGUGUUCCUUAUGUGGUAGCUGAUGAUGAUGAUGCAUGUUUGCCAUAUAAGCUGGGUAUUUCGUCAGAAGUAUUCCUCUUUUCCACCCAUAGGCGUGUAUAAUACCCAAUCAGCAGAGUCUCUCGCACCUUUGAACAUAACAUGGCAUUUGCUCAGGCAUGCUCACGCUGGGUGAAAUGCAGGCUGUAGUGGAGGGGUAGUACAGACCUCUCAGGACAGGGAUUUCUUGAGACCUAUGCAGCCAUCUGCCCAGUGAACCUCACCCACUAGCCUAGACUGUCCUCCCGCUACUCCUGUGCAGAAAAGGAAGUCUCUUACUUUUAUCCUUCUUCUCCAUGCCCCGUGAAGGACCCUCCUCCGUGACUCCUGGUUCCAUGCUAGGAAGAAGAGUGAAAAGGCAGAGGACAGGAAUCAGGCACAUUUAUGCCUUUUCCAGUCCUAUGAAAAAAUCCCAGUUGUCUCCUUUGUUAUGUGGAGCAUGCACUUGGUGUCCUGGAGCUACCACAGCCAGGGAGAAUGGUAGAAUAGCAUCGCUAAAGCUAUAAAACAGGUGUGCAGAGCGAGGGACUCUGCAACCAGGCCCCAUAGCGUUUUGGAUGUGGAAAAUAUAUAGGAAAGUCCCCGCUGAAAUUUUCUACUCCGGACCCUUAGUCCCAUGGGCUUGACUCAGGGAACUCCAGGGUAUAAGGACAUUUACAUAGCACCUUUAUCCAGAGAUCCCAACUGUUUGAGAGAUUUUCUGGGGUAUUUGCUUGAGUAGUAUAUAGUCAUGGAAGUAGUUUUGGGGAAGUCUAUAGGCUUGUUCAAGCAAGGGUUGUAGGACAGGGCAUGAGAGCUUUCACUGAGUAAAGACUAUAUGGGAUUAAUCUCUGUAUUAUACUUGGGUUGCUGGUCCAAUUCCAAAGUGUCUUCUCUGAGGUGGAAAGCAGUAAACAUGGACUGUAUAAAUACCACCAUCCUGAAAAUAUAAGACCUGAUUCUUCACCUACUGAAAUCAAGGGGAGCUGUGCUCAGACUUUGCCCGUCUAAUCUUACAGUAAUUUAAUGUGUAGUUUGUUGGCUGUUAUCUGAAAUGCAUAACUUUAUUAGAGAACGGAGUCAGAGAAAUGUUCUUGUUUGAUGCAUUGUAUAAAAAAUUAUUUAUUUAACUAAAACUGUAUUAUAUUGAUGAACAAAAGGGAGGGAAUAACUGAAAGUUGCAUUGAAAACUAGGAAAAAAUUGCAUUGAAAACUAUGAAAAGGUGUGAAAAGACUAAACGUGGUUGUACUUCUGCAAUAAUACUCGUUGCGCAUGAUUGAAUGUUUAAAUCUGAAGUGUUAAGGAGGAUGUGCUGUGUUGCUUACGUACCACGGUGCAACACGGAGGUAUUUUGCAGCCUGGCUACAACAGUUGGUCUAGAAAUCUGUACACUGUAGUGCUACAAAUAACAUGCCCUAUAUAAAUUAACAAAUAAAAUGUCAUUUUAUACAGUUUUAAUACUGGCUGUAUAUUUUUCUUUUCAAAUAUGAGGUCUGAGUUUGUCACUCUGGCGGGAUCUAUCACAGGGUCUAUUCUGUUGCUUGUCGCUGCAGUAUCCUAUAACAUAUGAUGGAU